AAAGCAGUAGGGUUUUGCUGUGCUGUCUCUAAACAUUUGGCGCGUCAGUUGAGCAGACACUCGGAUUAUACAGCAUGAAGACUAUAUUGUCAUCGGAGACGAUGUACAUACCCGAUGGGGUUAAGAUCAAAGUUAAUGCCAAGAUUAUAGAGGUUGAAGGUCCUAGAGGCAAGCUUACCCGUAACUUCAAGCAUUUAAAUCUCGAUUUUCAGCUCAUCAGAGAUGAGGCAACUGGAAAAAGAAAGCUCAAGAUCGAAGCUUGGUUUGGCUCUAGGAAGACCAGCGCCGCCAUCCGCACCGCCCUUAGCCACGUUGAGAAUUUGAUCACCGGUGUCACUAAGGGAUAUCGCUACAAGAUGCGUUUUGUUUAUGCUCACUUCCCCAUCAACGCCUCCAUUACCAGUUCCAACAAUGCUAUUGAGAUCCGUAACUUCCUUGGCGAGAAGAAGGUAAGGAAAGUUGACAUGCUGGAGGGUGUAACUGUUGUUCGAUCAGAAAAGGUUAAGGAUGAGUUGAUAUUGGAUGGCAAUGACAUUGAACUUGUUUCGCGUUCUGCUGCCCUCAUAAACCAGAAAUGUCAUGUUAAGAACAAAGAUAUCCGGAAGUUCCUGGACGGCAUCUAUGUCAGUGAGAAGGGCACGGUAGUUGGAGAAGAAUAAGAGCAGCAUUUAUACUUAUCUCUGUUGUUUCCAUAUUGAGGGGUUAAUAGUUUUUGUUGUCUCUGCUUUUAACCCGAACAUGGAGAUAUAUUUUUGGUUGUUUCAUAGGAAUCACUGGAUUAUAAAUUUUUGGAUAUUUGGCAUCUCUUAUAUUCUUAAAUGUUGUAUUGCUCUUUUAAUUUCUGUUUUGCCUGCCACCUCUAUGCAUUUAAAAGUCGAAUUGUGGGAA
Jatropha curcas is the source of this 888-nucleotide messenger RNA. RefSeq names its product large ribosomal subunit protein uL6. Gene Ontology annotation, biological process: cytoplasmic translation. Gene Ontology annotation, molecular function: structural constituent of ribosome; rRNA binding. Gene Ontology annotation, cellular component: ribosome; cytosolic large ribosomal subunit. Lineage: Eukaryota; Viridiplantae; Streptophyta; Magnoliopsida; Malpighiales; Euphorbiaceae. The record is from RefSeq and is a predicted model, not a curated record.